AUGCCUAUUCCAAGCAGUGCUAUUGCCCCCAGCAUGUACAUUGUUCUCACCUCCCAUGGUUUCCUUGCCAAUGGCUAUCACUGGCUCAUCCUCACCACUUACAUGGAUGGGACCUGCAUUGCCUUUCAUGCCACACAGGACCCCGGCUGGUGCUACCAGCAAAAGGAGUGGCAAAUGAUCACCUCCAUGACUUUGGUGGUGGCCAUCCUCAUCAGCAAGGCUCACUUGUCCACUUCCAUUGACCAGAUUCUUCAGGAUAUUCCCAUGGAAACUCCAGCAGCUGAAGUCAGCGUGACAUUUUCUUGUUGCAUUUGGGUCAAGGAAGCAGCCUGCCACCUUGUCACAGGUCAUCUCAUGACUUGCAAUGAUGUGAACACCCUGGAAGGAGAAGUGAUUGCUGCUGCCAACCAGCAUGCUGAUAGCAUCAUGAUUGGGGGGACUGGUGCAGUGUACAGAUCAAGGGCCUGUGGCACUGCCGAGUGA
This is a messenger RNA of Dacryopinax primogenitus, 483 nucleotides long. RefSeq lists its product as uncharacterized. The coding region runs from base 1 to 483 and encodes 160 amino acids. The record is from RefSeq and is a predicted model, not a curated record. Lineage: Eukaryota; Fungi; Basidiomycota; Dacrymycetes; Dacrymycetales; Dacrymycetaceae. The transcript is spliced from 2 exons.